This is a messenger RNA of Odocoileus virginianus texanus, 6657 nucleotides long. Lineage: Eukaryota; Metazoa; Chordata; Mammalia; Artiodactyla; Cervidae. The record is from RefSeq and is a predicted model, not a curated record.
AUGGAUGUCUACCAGCUGGCCCUCAGCCGUGCCCAGAGCGCGCUCAGGGCUGAGACCAGCAGGGACGAGAUGCAGAAGGACAGGGUGAUUGCCGGACCCUACCUGGCCUUAGGAAAUGGAUGGUCCCACUUGGGGUGCAAGUUCUUCAGUCUGACCGAGACCCCGGAGGAUUACACCAUCAUUGUCGAUGAGGAGGGCUUCCUGGGACAGCGGGAGGACGGGAGGGGGAUGCUGGUUCUGGGCACAGAAUUUCAGAGUGAAGGGGCCGGUGCCCCCAGCCCCACUCCAUCCGGGGAUCAUGGUACACUCACUUCAUUGACUCCUCAUCCCCAGGUGCGUGAGCGGGACCUGCCCUUCGUCACCCACACCUUGUCAUCAGAGUUCACCAUCCUGCGGGUCGUCAAUGGCGAGACGGUGGCAGCUGAGAACCUCGGCAUCACCAAUGGCUUUGUGAAGCCCAAGAUGGUCCAGAGGCCCGUCAUCCACCCACUGUCCAGCCCGAGCAAUAGGUUCUGUGUCACCAGCCUGGACCCCGACACACUGCCCACCGUUGCCACACUCCUCAUGGACGUCAUGUUUUACUCCAACGGAGUGAAGGACCCGCUGGCGUCCGGCGAUGACUGCGACCACAUCCGCUUCUUCUCCUUCUCCCUCAUCGAGGGUUACAUCUCCCUGGUGAUGGAUGUGCAGACCCAGCAGAGGUUUCCUAGUAAUUUGUUGUUCACGAGCGCAUCUGGGGAGCUCUGGAAGAUGGUGCGGAUCGGAGGACAGCCUCUGGGAUUUGAUGAGUGCGGCAUCGUGGCCCAGAUCUCCGAGCCCUUGGCUGCCGCAGACAUCCCUGCCUACUACAUCAGCACCUUCAAGUUUGACCACGCACUGGUACCGGAAGAAAACAUCAACAGCGUCAUCAGCGCCCUGAAAGUCAGCCAAGCAGAGAAGCACUAGAAGGGCCCCUUCCGCUCCUCCCCAUCCGCGUCCCCUCCCCAGGCCUGGACCCGGCCCCACCCUGAAGACUCUUCUUGCAGUAUUUCUCAACAGACUGGAAAACCGGCCCCGGGGCCCCCAGAGGUGGGGUCUCUAGGAGACACCCCCCGAUGGCUGACCCCGCCAGGCCUGGACCCAAGCCAAGGCCUCCCCAUGCCCUUCUCCUGCCUUCCUGGAGCCCCCAGACCCUCCAGAGAGCACGCCCUCUCCUCCUCCCCCACCCUCACUCCAGAAAAUGAUGUCCAGGGCCAAGAGAGCUUCUCCGCUGACCCACCUUCUCGUCCAGCCUCACCCACGGCCGAGGGCAAACGCCAAAGGAAGCUGGUGCCUCCGGGACACUGGGGUACCGAUUCUCGCGUCAUCUUGGGGGGCUGGCUGAGCAGGGCCGAGUUCAUAGAGCCGGGGAAGGCCCUCAUGAGGGCAGGGGCUCUGGACCCCAUCUUGUCUCUGGUCCCAUCGGCUCUGGGCUGGUCCCUGCAGAGUGGAGGCCAGUGGGCGGCUCUCUAAUCCUGUGCUGGUGAAGCUCUGAGGGUGGGGCCCUGAGCUGGGGGGGACCUCGGCCACCCAGAACCUUCCUUGGCUGCCAACCACAGGGCCUGUACCCCGACUCCCAGCAAGACUGCCAAGGGGGCCCUGUCCAGACCUUCCCCACCACAAGCGCUCAUCCUGGGGGGUGGGGGGGUGGUUCCCAGGAGACCCACCAGCCUGGGGCAACAGCUCCUAUCCCGUCUGCUUUCCCCGGACCCUCCUGGGGCUGGCAGAGCCUCAGUUUUCCCCAAGUGGGGGCAUCCCCAGCAUUCUGAGCUGGGGUUUUCUUAGGUCACCCCCACCUCCCCAGCAAUCAACGAGACCAGCACAGGGCUCCCCCAACGUCCUGCCCUCCUCUCCCUGCCCCGCUUGUGGGGGAACAUGGAAGGCCCCUGCCCCCAACUCGCCCGCCCGCCCACCCCUCUGUCCAGGGACCGUGGGGUUCAUGAGAAUUUGACCUGGGAGGCAGCUUAUCUGAGCCUUAAUAGAGAAAACCAUACCUUGUAGCUUCCUAUUUAAUGUGUUUGUUACCCAGGCUGCGACUGGCAAUAGUUUCAGGGGACAGGGCCUGCAGACGCUGUCGGGACCCAAAGUGUGACAUCGCUUGGUUUGACAUCCUGUGGCUCCAGGGACAGGCUUGAGAAUCGGAGCUGCCGCCAGGGGCCUUGGCUUUCCCUUCAGAGCAGGCAGCUGGGAGCAGAGGUCAGUUACGAUCCAGGGGUCCCCAGGGGCACCCCACACAGAGCUGCCAGGGCAGAGUGGUUCUAAGCACUGUUCUAAGCGUGUCUAACCACUCUGAAGGUUAGUGGUUUUAACCUUCAGAGGAAGGUUUGACGGGCUGUGGGCAGACGGACAGCCAGGUGGCAGACCAGCCCCCACCCCGGAGAACAGGGCGACGCCCCUGCCUCCUCCCCAGCUGGCGGUGUUGUCUGGGCCAUCCCUGAGAAGCUGGGAGGAGAGGGGCCAUUCUCUUGACCGGGUGAAGCCCCACUCUCCCCCUUCUCCAGGCCACAUGGGACCCUCUGAGCCCUGGAAACCCACCCAGUGAUGGAAGCGUGUCUCUGAAUCCUUACAGAUGUUCAGAGCCCAAGCACUGAUUCGGAACCUCUUUUUUGGAAGUCAUUUUGCACAAAACUCCAGAAAAACCAAAACAUGUCAGUUGUUUGCUGGUUCCAAAACCGGGGUGACCGUGUGGGCAGGGCAGCCUCCCACGUCCUGAGCACCCCCUCUGUUCCGGGAAGGCCUUGAUUUUUCUGUGGUGUACCCUCCAGACCCCUUCCUGUCAGCUCCUGCCCGUGUCGCUCCCCCGCCUCUCCUCCCCGCCAAGCUAGUGUGUCGGCCCCGUGACCCCAAGAAACGUGUGAUCCCCCCAGACCCCCUAGGACGUAAUUGUACACACAUAUAAAUACCUGUGUUUUAUGUUGAUAUAGAUAUAUACUGUAAAUAGCAUAUAUACUUGAGCAAUAUAUAUGUUAAUAUAUACCGUGUGAGCGUGCACACACGUGUGUGCGUGUAUGUGUGGGCGUGAGGGCCUCCGCCCUGCUGUGUCUGCCGUGCACACAGGCACGUUUUGAGCCACCAUGUAUUUUUAAUUCAAGUAUAUAGGCAAUACGAUGAUCAGAGAAGCUGGCUGGCUGCCUCGGCCCUGACUUGAGAGAAUCAGACCAGCAACCGAGAACAGAGCCCCAGGGUAGGGGUUGAGGGUCCCUACCCCCUCCUCCCUGAAUCUCCUUUGAAAGCUGGGAUCCAGCCCCUCCCUUUAGUUCCAUUUCCAAGGCCCCUGGACACCCUUGUUUUAUUUUGGGGACAGGGCCAUAAAGGGGAAGCGCGUUUGAAAAGGAACAGCCCCUUCGCCAUUGCCCAGUCCAGGUCUGCUUCCACCCCGCAGCACCUCCAUCACUGGAUUUCUUUCACCUGCAAGGUUAGAAGCCACAGGUUCUUUCCUCGGGUCUCCUCCUGGGGACUGGCCCCAGGUAACCGAGAAAGAGAUGGAAGCCCUGGACAUUGUUUCCUUGAGAGGUUGGUGCAAGGAUUCGGCUCUCCAGGUUACACUGGUGUGUAUCCAACCCAUGGGCUGGGAACCCCACCCUCUGUUUCCCAGCCCUCCCCAUCCUCUUGCCAUGCGGGGAGGCCAGAGCAUCCUCAGUGUCUAUGUGCCCAUGAGCCAGUGACUUGAUGUCCAGCAGUCUGGGGAAGAGAAAAUGAUCACCCCACUGGCUGGCUGCCCCCAGGGGUCUCCAGACCCACAGGGAGGCGGCCCGAAGCGGCCCUGUUGAGCUGAGACGCUCUUGGCUCGGGCUUACUGAGCAUGGAGCCCCGGAGCCGCCACCAGGGUCCCAGCUGUGUCUCGUGUGCGCUGUUCCCUGGUAAGAAAAGCGCAAACUGUCUCACCGCCCCCUCACUCCUCACCUGCCUCAUCCGUGAACACAGGGUGAGAGGUUAAGGUAGGGAGAGUGAGGGAGAUGGGGAGUCGAGACCCCCACUUUGCCCCCACCCCCCGUUAUGAAAAUCUGCCUCUUUGGUUCAACACUCAACUUGCACUCCCCUGGCUCCUAAGAAACCCCUUUCCACCUCAGCCCCAGUCCUGGCGCAGCAGAGACUCAGCAGUGCCCACUCGACACCCCCUCUCUCCACGGGGGUCUCCAAAGCCCCCUAGGAGGUGGUGCCCUCCCCACUGCCCUCCACCCAGAACACCCAUCCAAGCAGGAGAGGCUCACAGCCCUCCCUUCCCCAGGAUUCAGGGGUCCCAGAACCCCCGAAGCACCAGCAUUCUCCCCCUCCCGUCAGCUCCAGGCCCCAGGCCCCCGGUGGGGAGGGAGGGACCGGGUGACCUGGAGCUGGCCACUGUGACCUCCCCAUUCGGGCAGCGCACCACACAGUGACCAGUGUGGUGUGCCCAGAAGAUACAUGGUCGGCUGGGGCAUGUCCCCUGGGAGGUGACAGAGGAGGAGGCCUCAGAGCUUGGGACAGGAGGCUCUGGGGUGACAGGAAGGGCCAGGCCCCGACCCCAAGCCAAGGGCACCAUUUGCCUGAUGACUGAAGAUGAACCUGCCCACCCGCCACCAGCGCCUUCCAGUCACAGUUCCCAGCCACCCUGGGCCACCUUUCUGAGUCCCUGGAUCAGGAUGUGGGCACAACCAGGGCCCGUCCCAGCCCCAGCUACGAGUGGGGACCUUCCAGGUGGUGGCUGAUGAAGGUGUAUGGCCACUUCCCUGAGUGAAAAUGGUAGGGGCAUAGAAAGGAAGUGCCCCCAGUCUGUCUGCCCAGCCAGGGCUGGGGAGUCGUCAGCCUGCCACUGUCAUGGCCGCCAUGAAGUGGAGUCAGCUGUUGACUUGACAAACAGCCUGGGGGAGGGAGGUCGAUGGGGUCUCCCAACAGUGGAAAGACAGGGGUUUUGGCUUUUCAGGUUUCCUGGAUGCUGUGCUGAGGCAAGGGCGAGGCCUGGAGUGGGCAGUAGGCUCUAUUCAGAGAGGCUGCCUGGGAGGGGCGUGACCAAGAUGGCGGACGGUGGUCAGCCCAGCAGAGGGCAGGCUUGGGAAGAGUGGCCGGGACUUGUGAGGGGAGUUGAGCCCUGGUAUAGCUAGAUAGCUUUUCUUACACUCCAGUUUCUUUUCCUUUCUUUCAUUUUUCAAAUUAGAGGCAGCAAAAGGAUUCUUUUCCAUAGACCAAGGGAGAAAGCUGUGGGGUGGGCUAUGGCCUUCAGCUUUGAAACCCAAAUCCUCCGGGAAAGCCUGUUUUCUUGGGAGGGGAGGAUGGGAGCUGUGGGCUGAGGCAACCUCUGCCCUUGGAGCUGAAGGCCCGGGAACGGCCUGGAAUGGAGGUAGAAGCCUGUGGCCUGGCCCGUGGCUUCCGUGGGCAACCUGGAGGUGAGGGGGCUUGUGGCUCUUGGUUCUUGGUCGGGCAGGCUGUGAGAGUGAGAAGUGUUGGGAGUCAGAGCAGCGUUGGCACACGUGUGUGUAAAUGUGCAUGUGAGUGUGAACGUGUGCUGUGUCAACACUGGUGUAUAUGGGAGCACACACCUGCAGAGCCCAAACUUGAGCAAAAGGACUGACUCGUUCAGUAUUUCAAGGCCUCGGUGUAUUCUUACUGUGGGCCACAUGCAGAAUUGAAGGGGUGGGGAUGGCAGGCCUCGAACUCCCCUUGACUUUGUUAAGACCGCUCCGGGGAGGGGGCAGGCUUCCCCGGUGGCCCAGACGGCAGAGUGCCUGCAGCACGGGAGACCCGGGUUCGAUCCCUGGGUCGGGAAGGUUCCCUGGAGGAGGAAAUGGCAACCCAUUCCAGUGUUCUUGCCUGGAGAACUCCAUGGACAGAGAAGCCUGGCAGGCUACAGUCCAUGGGGUGGCAAACAGUCGGACACGACUGAACUACUGACACUGGGGAGAGGUCAGAGGGGUCCCCAUGGGGCCCUGCUCCACCCUGCAGAGGCCCGGUGGUCCACGCGGCCAGCCCCAAGGGCUAGAUCUGCCCAGCAGACUCCUCAGAAGCAGCCAGCCCUGAAGACAGUAUUUACAAGGAGAGGUUCUGGGGGCCAGUGCCCCCCUUGCCUAUUGGGGCUCAUCCACAGAGAGCGUCCAUCCAACAAGGCCAGAGUGGGGGGCAAGGAGCUUGUGGAAAACAGGCCAAAUUCAGGUCCCGGGGCAGAGGCCAAGCCUAGUGCAUCUUCCUGUCCACUGCUUCAGCUUAUCUUGUUCAGAAAACGGUCCAGGGAGAGCAGGGCAGCAUUGGCUCCAAAACUGGAGGUGGAGUGGAGAGGCUAACGGCAAACAAAAUCCCAAGCUCUCCUCCUGCUCUUUGCCAAAACCAUUUCCGUUAUCCCGAGACGGGGGUGAGUGGCUGUUGGCUGCACAGCGGGGUUGAGAGGCCUCUGCCCUGCCCGGGGCCUUGCCUUGGGGGUCUGGCACACCCCGGGUCACCAGCAGUACCAGUGGCACUUAGAUCUAUCUGUCCCACGUUCUGGGCACGGGGAGAACAGAGCAGCCCUGCCCAGGGCCCUCACGCUUUCUUUCUUUCUUGAAGAAACACAAAACCCUCGAGAUUCAUGUACUGUAUGACGGAGAGAAAAAAAGUACCUAAUGUUCCCCCCAAAAAGACAGUAUAUUUUGUACUUUGUAAAGUGUUCAUUAAAAUGGAAGAAAAAACAAAUGA